Saitoella complicata NRRL Y-17804 is the source of this 502-nucleotide messenger RNA. RefSeq lists its product as uncharacterized. The transcript has a single exon. The record is from RefSeq and is a predicted model, not a curated record. NCBI's taxonomy places the organism in Eukaryota, Fungi, Ascomycota, Saitoellomycetes, Saitoellales, Saitoellaceae. The coding region runs from base 292 to 489 and encodes 65 amino acids.
CGACAUGCUUCAUCACCAGCUUCAAGGCCAUCCGAACAUGUGUGGGUCAUCCGAUCGGCAAAUCUUGACUUGAGUUUUCUGAGACAUGGAAAUAUUUAAAGCGUUCGGGUUGAUGUCCCGCUGGGCGGUUCAUCCCCGGACAGAUUCAAUUUCCCGUGAUGUUUUAAUUUCUCGGCUAAUCUGACCCGAGACACGUCUUAAUACUCUUCACAAUUUUCACUGCAUUCCAGCUGAGGCAGUCUACAAUCUCUUGAAGUACUAAUGACCUUGAAAUGUACGGACCAGUUGGCAAUGGUGGCACCAGCAGGUAGGCUGUUUACAUUCUCAGUCCGCCGCAGCUGGCUGAUCGAACCCGACGGAGUCUUGGUCGGACGUACGGUAAGAAUUCAGGCGCAAUUACCUCGCCGAAACCCUACUCGCGCACGUGUGCGCGCUGCUUCCGUCUUGCUGGAGGUCUCGAAUGUAUACCGGGAACUCUUAAGCCUUUGACCUUGCGUACCAC